CGGGCCAACAAACUACCGCGAAACUUAGAAUCUAUUUGUCAUAAAAUGUCUUGUAUUACAAUUGAAAUGGCAGAUCGAAAUUCUCGUUAUUUAAAAACUAUUUGUAGUCAACCAUUCUUUGAUAAUUUGUAAUUAGUGUUACGACAAAGGUAAAACUGUUCGUUAAUUGCAUAACAACCAUUAUAAUUCGGAAUUUGUGAAAUAACAUAAAUAGAGACUGUGUAAACACAAAUUUGUUCGUGAGUUAUAGUGUCAAUUAUUAAAAUUGUUAGUAUCGAUAGUAUCCAAUAUUAUUUGCUUGUUUGCUUGCUCAAAGAAAUAAUUUAAAUAAUAAUUAUUUCCGACUAAUGGGAUAUUUAAUAGUAAAGUGACAGUGAUAUAACCUCGAAUAUGUAAGCAAACAUUAGAUUUUCAAUGUACUGCAAUGGAAUUAAAGCGUUAGAAUUGUAGUACAUUUAUUAAAAAUGGCUGAUGUAAGAUUACUUAUACAAGAAGAAGGCCGUGCAGCUAGAAAUUUGAUAGCUUUCAAUGUACCAGUCGGGACAGUUAACACUGAGAAAGUUACUAAAAAACCACCUAGUGUACCAAGAAUGUCACAAUCGAGUACAACUAAAAGAUCUAUGAAACCAACAACAAGAGUGAGAUCGGCGUCUACUGGUCGAGAUAAAAAAUCUGAAUUACAGGCAAGAUAUUGGGCCUUUUUAUUUGGGAAUUUGCAAAGAGCAGUGGAUGGGAUUUAUCAAACUUGCGAAGAAGAUGAAAAUAUUUCAGAAUGCAAAGAAGUAAUACUGGUUUUAGAGAAUUAUACAAGGGAUUUUCAUAAUUUGAUUGAAUGGUUUAAAGUCAAAUGGGCUUACGAAAGUUCGUCACCACCCUUGAGACGUACUCCGUUAGCUUGGGAAGUAAGGAAAACUUCUCCUUGUCGCAUAUGGAAUUCAACAAUGAUUCCGAAAUGUACUAGUCCUUUGCAAAGGAUGAGUCCUACAGAAUUUAUUUGUAGAAGUCCUGUUGAUCAAACUAUUUCAGAAAAUAAGCCUAUUACUACGGAUAGUAAAAUAAAUAACGUGAAAGGCGAAUCUGUACACAAAUUGGUGAAAGAUAAUAAAAGUACUGUUACAAAAAGUAACUUGACAAACGUAAGCGAAAAGUGUAAAAAUCCAGUAGAUAAAGGUAUAAGCUCAUCAUCGAUUAAAGACAAGUUAUCAUCGAUGAAAGUCAAUAAAGCUUUGGUAAAACAUACAGUUUCUGGGAAAACAAGUGGUACCAUUAUAACAGAUCAGAAAGCAAACGAAGCUACGUUUCGUGAUGUAAAAAGUAAGCUGGAUACUAAAAAUGUUUCUAAAUUAGUUAAAAAUGGAUUGCAUAAUAGUACCAAUAAAAUAGCAGAUUCUAAUCUAAUAAUAGAAAAAAAUGAACAGAUACUCUCUAAUGAUAAAAGUAUGCAAUUAAUUACCUUUUCAUCAACUGAAAAAGAACUUUCUAAUACGACUACUAUGGAUAAUAAAUUAAAUGCUCAGAAUAAUUUCCAAGUGAAACCAUUGGGUCCUAAAAACGAUUUAGGAUUAGGGAAAAAUGAAAUUAAUGCUAAAGUGAAGAAACAAGGUACUGGAAAAGAUAUUAAAGCCAUUGGCAUAGAAAAUGUAACGACUGAAAGCAAAUUAGUAGAACCCAAUAGUAUAGCAAAAGAAAACAGCAGUAUCAUUGUAAUGAACAAGAGCAUACAAAGUAUCGCAAAAGUUUCAAAUAAAGUAAAUCAAAAAUUAAAAACCCAUUCAGGUGUGAGCGAUUGCGCGAAUAAUAAAAUUGUGGCAAAAACUGUAUCUGACACGUCAUCUAAUAAUUUAGGUAAAGGAUUAGUUAAUACAAAUAAACCAGCAUAUGCAACAAUAUCCCAAAUGAAGGUUGCUAGAACAAAACAAGCAAGUCUCCCUGAAACUCCCAAAUUUAUUCGAAGUAAAACAACAUUAUGCGAUAGGAAUGUAUCAACUUCUAAUAAAAUAAGACCUGGAACAUCAGUAAUAGUUAGGCAACGCUUUCAACCAUUUGACAAUAAGAUUUCAGAACAGAGUUCUUUAAAGAAAGAUCAGAAUAAAGAUAUAAAUGGUUCGGUAGAAGUGUUAACGAAACAAACGGUUACUGUAAAAAUGAAAGAAGAAAACGAUGGUUGGCAAACAGUUCGCAGUCGUUGCCGAAGAGGCAGUACUCAUAAUUUAAAUAUAUCUACAAGAUUUCAUAAACCGAGUACUGCCACUUCGUUACCAGCCUUGUCCAUCGAAUGUCCUUCAGAAAAAAAUAAAAAGAAAUGUUUGACACCCGAUGGAAAUAGCAAACAGAAAAAAAAGUGCAUUGUAGAAAAGGAAGGAAAGAACAUAUGUAACGAAGUAGAGAAAGUGAAAGGGGAAUCAGUAGCAAGUCUUACACUUAAAGAUAAGGUGGAAGAAGUUUUCAAGAACACGAUUAAUUUGAAUGAAAUAAAUUCCACGUCAAUGAUCGCAGCGAUAUUUAAGAGUGACGCAGAAUUACUUGAGAAACGUAUACAACAAUUUAUGGCCGCUCAAGCGGAAAGGGAGAGAAUAAUUUUGGAAGAGGAAAGAAAGACAGAAGAAGCUGAUUCUCAGCGGUCACAGCAAUUAUCGGAUGAAGAGGCUUCUUUGCAUAGACAAAUUUUAGAAUUAGAAUGCACGGAAACCGAUGUUGAUACAGAAACUGAUGAAACGGACGGCGAGAUGGUUCUUGAAAUAGAAGACGAGCAAGAGGCAUCACCUAAUACAGUGUCUGACGAUAUUAGUUUAGAAAAUAGGUGUGUAUCAUAUUCAUUGCAUUUAUACUUUAUUUUGCUGCAUAACGAAUGUAAUGUGAAUUUUUAUAGAUAUGAUAACGUGUUAGAUGGAAUGUCUUGGGCGGAGUGUGUGGAUACCCUUGCUCAAUUACAUGCAUUAGUGGCUCGCCACCCUGGUAGAGCUUUAGAAUUGCAUCAGAAGCUCUCGUCACCGUCGCGUAAAAGAUCGUUACCUGAGACUUUACGACGAUAUCAAACGAAACAAGCUUGCGCGCAACAUAAACGCCAAAAGCUCUUGAUGGAGAAAUCGCAAAGAUUGCGAGAAUUGUUGAAUAAAGUGAAAGAUGUUAAAAGUGCAAAGAAUCAGUUGAUAGAGGACAAGCGUAUCAGAAUGGAGAUGAAAUUAAAAAGAGCGGAAGAAAAUAGAACGCAGCAUUUGUUAGAAGUAGUAAGAAAAGCACACGACGAGGACUCCAAACUGAAAGAAAUUGCAUUUAUCAACGAGCUUGAAGCGCAGAACAAGAGGCAUGAUUUUAUAGCGUUAUGUCAAGAACAAGAAGAAAGAUUACAAGGAAUUCAUGAAGAACGCCAACGUCGACAAGAAGAAAAAGCAGCUAAAGAAGCAGCAGCUGAGGAGCGCAGACGAGCUUUAGAAGCGGAAAGACAGCUACGCAUUCAGAAAAUGAAACAAGCUCGUCGCGAACGCGAAGAAAGAGUGGGCAAAAUGCAGCUAGAAAGAGAAAAAGAACGACAGGAACUCGCGCGAGAAAAAGCCAGAGAUCGAGAAGAACGUUUGUCGGCAUUGCACGCAGCUCAGUUAGCAAAUCAAGAAGAAUUACAGAAGAAGAUAGCUCAAAAGCAGCAAGAAUCGGCUAGGAGACAUGUUGAGAAUAUUGAGCACAUCCGACAAAGAGCAGUCGAAUCUUCGAUUUUGAGGUCAGAGGAAGUGCCACCUACCCUGAAAUCGUACCCUACCCAAAAACAGUGCUCUUUAUGCGGAACAGUCAUACCCAAUGAAGUUUAUUUAUUAAGCCAUUUAAAAGGGAAGACGCAUCUCGAAGCAGUGCGGAGUACACACGAUGGUCGGGAACCAUCUCGAGACGAGUUACAGCGCUUCAAUAUAUCGCAAAUUCGCGAUUUGCCGCCUUCAGUGAUCGAAAAUAACAAUUCGAAUGAUGUCAAGGCUGCGAAAGAGAAGCAGAAAGCUUUGAAACGUCGGUGCAGGAAAAUGAAGCAGCGAAUGAUUUUACGCGGUAAAGAAUGGGAAGAUGAUCACAAAGUUGACGUAAACCAAUCCACCGAGUCGACAAACAAAGCAAAGUUUCGACGGAAUUUAAAAGAACUGGAUCGGUUGUACUGUAACCACUCGAAAACUGCGUGGUCAAGCGUCGCCAUUGCUGCAUUGGAACGCUGUCUAGGUGAAAUAACACGAGCUUUCUCAAAAUCGUGUCCAUUGGAUCAAAACGCGUUUCGACUUUUGAAUGGAUUCGAUGUUUUAACGAAUCUCCUACAUCUGGGCCUGCAAAUGCAAAACGCGUCCCAUAAUCUUCCAAACAAAAGCAUCGUUUCGGUGUGCCGAGUGUACAAGUUUAGCGUCAGCGAAAAUAGCAGUAACAUCGAAGCAGUUUUAUCGAGUAACAAAAUUCUGGUCAUCCUGGAUCUUCUACUUCAACACUUGGAGAGCCUGUCGAAACUGGACGACCAUAUCCAGGUCCAGGAAGCAUCGAGUAACUCGACCGGAAGCGGAAUCGUCGCUAACAGCGUGAUGCAAUUGCUGUGCAGUUUGAUCCCCGAGGAGCCGUUUGAGAAAUCGGAACUGCAGACACGGGUGCAAGAUAUCGCCGGAUAUCUGGUGGCAGGUGGCCUGGUGGAUCGAGUGUCCCGCCACAGUCGCGCUCUGAUCGAGGCUGAGUUUUUCGUGGACCAGGACCACGAAUCGCCACUUUUGAUAUCCUCCUACGAUCUUCUGUUCCGCAUCUGUUCCCACCUGAAGAAACCUCCGGACCAGGAGUCUGGCAGCGUUCACGAGAACAACAACAGCGUGGAACAGACGAGCGUAGAAUCACACCUUCUCGCGACGCUGUCCUCAACCGAGGCUGCAGGUGCCAUUGGCGCACUUUAUGCAGCGGUCGCGCUCACCCCACAGAAUCAGAAGGGGUCGUCGCCGACUCCUAACCAGACCACGAUGCCCCAGUCCACGAGGGUUCUGAUCGUCAAGUGCCUCAGGCUACUCAAGUCCAUUGCAGGGCUGAAUCUUUUGAGAUUACAGAAUCUGUUAGGAAUGGAAGGUACCAGUUUGCAAUGGCGACUGAUAGCUAGUCAUCUGAUAACUCGAUUAUCACGGGAUCCAAUAUCGCACAAGCCGGAAAUUGGAUCUGCGCAGAACACUAGUAGUACUUACAUCCUGUCGGAACUGUUCCAGGUUCUGGGGUAUUUUGCAGUUAACAACCCGGAAAAUCAGUUAAUACUGCAGUCGGCUGGGGUUGGUCCAAGCGUUCUACAGCAACUGUGUACUUUGCCGUUUCCGUUUUACGGUGCUCCAGGACUGACGUCGUACAUUUUCCCAACACUAUUGGCGGCCACGCAUCGAAACGGAGAGGCGACGGCCAUUUUGUCUUGCGAAAUGUCUUAUCAGUUACUGGAAGAGUACAGAGAUUCAGACGACGGCAAGCUGAAUCCUUUGGUUCGUCUACUGAAGGACCCGAGUCCUUAGGCGUUCCAGCCAGAGUUGGGUUAGUCUGCUUGAGUUUCGUCGAGUUUCUUCGUUACACGCCACGAAUGUCACGUGGACGUUAAAACGCUGGACCAUUAACUCGUAUUCCGUUUGGAAACGUCGGACAGGAGAAAAUUGUUGUUAGGUACGUCCAUCGUUAGUUGAAAAGCUGUUGCAUUUGCGCGCCUCGAGGCUGGGACUCGAAGGCGACUAUCUUUAUCAAAUGCACACUCGCGAACAGUGUCGAGACGUUAAGAGUGAUUAGCGACGUAUACUUGGAGGCAAAAUUUCUACCCAGUCGAAUCUCUACCAAUCAAUCGAAAUGACAAUCAAUCGAAGGGUUUUUGCAGAAAGUGACACAGACAGAGAGGGGCUGCUCGAGUUCUGUUGGACUUGAAAGUGCUGCUGACAAUCAAUUACGUGGUCAGAAAAUAAUUCCUGAUAUCAUUGUGGUAUCGAUAGCACUCCCGAAGAUAUUACUUCACUCACUAAUAAAAUCUUUUCCUCGUUAAUCGAGCUGUCUUCACACUCUGACUUAUUCUUUGUAUUUCGAUUUUCGAAAUUCUGAAAAGAAUUCUGAAAAGAAAGACUCUGAAAAGAAUUCUGAUCCUAACAUUUCUGAGCCCAAUGUUCCAAAUGAAACUGCAUCAAUCGAUAUCAAAAUGAUAACAUACAUAAUUUUCUCAAGUUAGCAGUACUUCCAGAACAAUAACGUGUUCCGAACUUCGAUCUCGUGAUACGUGGUAUUUGAAUAGCAAUAGGGACCUUGAAAAGUAUUUUUUUACUCGUGUAGAAAACACGACGAUACUGUGAUAAUUUUCUACGCUCGAAUUCGAGAUGGAUGGGCGGGGCGAAUUAUUUCGUAGAGCUUUGUUUUUCUGGAAAACGAAGUCUUUUCCAGUCGUCUAAAGAUGACUUUUCUUAACGUUAGCUUUUUUAGAUAUAUAAUCGUUGUGAUUUCUCGACGAAUUGUUAAAUUGGUCGAUUAAUUGAAUGGUGUAUAGUUUGACACAUUAGAAACGGUCCCUGGUAGGCGUGGCCUGUGCGUGGUGAGAGUGAAACUGGGUGUGGUCUGUGGGCAGUAGGAGGUGAACCUGGGCGUGGCCUGUACGCGGUGAGGUUGAACCUGGGCGUGGCCUGUACGCGGUGGGGUUGAAACUAGGCGUGGACGGUGCGCGGUGAGAGGUGAUCCUAGGCGUGACCUGUGCGUGGUGGGGGUGAAACUGGGCGUGGUAUGGUGAACCGUCACGCUUUUUUUGCUUCUAUUUGGGAGAUCCGAACUUGAAAUUGAAGUUCUUCCACCGUGGUCUUUCUGAGGGGUCUUUUCUGAGUUGUCGAGCUGUAACUUUUAACGUAGUCUCAUUGUCUUAUAAGUUGGGAAAAUGGUUUCCCCUUUAUAAGCUUGAUUUCACGUUACCUUAUAUCUAGUAGAACAACAUAAAAUUUUUAUUUAUCUUUGUUAAACUUGUAAUUGUUCUCAUCUUUCGGAUAUUCGUUUAGAGAAAUUGGAUGAUACAACUAGUCAGUCCUACUGUUUUCUUUUUACAUUUAAUGAAUUUAAUUUUCUCUUGGAACUUUACAUAAUUUUGUAAAGAUGACGUUGAUUCUUUUUUGUUAAUUACUAUAUUGUGUUAGCCUUAUAUAUUCAGUUUAAUAGUUUAAUUCUUUAUCUUUUGUUUUAUUAGAAGUAGUCUCGUACUUGGAUAAUUCGAAAUGGAGAAAAGGGAAAAUGCAUUUUGAAAUCAUUUGAAAAAUGUGAAAAAAAAAGUAAAGUAGUUAUCAUUAGGCAUUAUUCAUAAAUAGCGUUAGAGUUUAAUCGAUAAUGAAUUAUAUUUUCGUUAAAUGGAAUGUGACGAAGAAUUUUUAUUUUUUAUCUUAAUGAAUUUCACUCUUCCUUGGAAGAUCCGAUUUGAAAACGAGGAGCGUUUCGCUUGAACAGUCAACUGAAUUGCGACUGAAGGAUCGAUUUGUUUCUGUACAAAAACUCUUCGAUUUUCUUUCAAUCUCGUGAUGGACGCACGUAAGAAAACAAUUUUCGUGCGAGUUUCAGAGAUCGCCGUUGAAAUUGCCAGUUAUUUGCUGAGCGUAAUCGAAAUUUAGCACCAUUACCAACUGUCUCUUACGAGGCAACGAAUCUCUUUAUUUUACAUUGCAAGAAAUCGGCUUAAACGGAUUCGCGAUUUACGAUUUACGAUUGUAAUUGUUUAUUGUUUGGAGCUGGAGAGAUUACCACGAAAUAAAGGCUUUUUACCUGUGGUUCUCUCGCACCUGCUCAGGUUAUGAAUUUACCUGAGAUUUACAAGAUGUUCCUUUAUAAAAAAACGAAACAAAAUUAUUUAAAAUUAAUUAUUACUGUCAUUCAAAAUUAAUGCGGAUCUUUAUGGCAACAUAAAUUGUUUGCAAAUGUACCUAAAGAAAUUGAACCUAAAUAGGAAUUUAUUUUAUUCUGCAAAUAUUAUAACGUGAACUUUACUUUCAAUGUUUUGUUUAUAUUCAUGGCAUAUUGUUCGCAUUUUGUGGUUUCUUGAACAUUCAAAUUUCCUAUAAAUUAAUGUGGAUCUUUAUGGUAAAUUAAAUUGUUUGCAAAUGUAACUAAAAAAAUUGAACUUAAAUGGGAAUUUAUUUUACUCUGCAAAAAUUAUAUUUUUACUUUCAAUGUAUUAUUUAUAUUCAUGCAUAUUGUUUGCAUUUUGUGGUUUCUUAAACAUUCACAUUUCCUAUAAAUGCAUAAAGAUACCAGUUUAUUUAUAUUACCGAGCGUCUCUCGUAAAAAAGAGUAUAAAUUCAACCAACAGAUGGCACUUCCCAUAGACCUUGCUCCACCCAUAAGGCGUGGCUAAUACCUCGACCAAUAGGGCCCUGCAUUCCUUCCGCGACAGAUCUCUCCAGCUACCAACAGUACAUUCGAACGUUUCUUAGUGCACUCAUUUCUCUUAUUUUCACGCGUGCCAACAAUUCGUGCAAAAACGUGUCUUUUGAACGGGCCUUUUACACAUCGUUAGAAUUAGAACGAUGCUAAUCCAUGUGUGUGUAUGUGUGCGUGUGUGUGUGCGUAUGCGUGCAAACCGUACCAAGACGGUAUUCAAAUUUUUUUUUAUCAUGUAACGUGUUUUACAUAAUAGAAAUAAUUACAAGCUUUGUAUUACGUAAAGUGUGCUAAGUUGGAAAUGAAGUGAUGAAGUGGUCUGAAAAAGGGAAAAAAGGAGCAGAUUUGAUGAAUUUAAAUAAAUGAAACACGAACGGUAGUCGAGAUCGUAAGUAUUUAAAUAACGAAUCGAUGGUUUAGUUUACAAAGUUAUUCUUUUUUUAUUUGUGUCGCAUUUUACAGCGCAAGUACGCAGAAAUAUGGGUGCCUGGGAAGCGCACAUCCUUUUUCCUCCCUCGUGUUACGUUUCGAACGACCGUUUAGGGUGUUUCGGAAAGAUUCCGGUAGUUGAAUUUUGACUUGUAAGAAUUUUUACUGAAACGUGUUUAGAUGAAUUCUGUACUCAAAGUCAGAUGUAAACUUUGAUUUCAUUGGAAUAUGUGUUCUGAAAUGUUAAUUUAUAGGGUACGUAGAAUUUUGUUCUCUGUUAUUAUUUUUAUUUAACGGCAUACAGUAAUGUAUAUUUUUUUAUGUUUACCGCCGAAUGUCGAACCGUAGACAAGGGGAGGGAGUAAAGAAGAGGACGAGAGGAACGAGAACAUUGAGGCAUGUCGGUGAAACAAUUGAAUGCAACGAUGAAACUUUCUUAUUAUUAACUUUUUUGUUGUAAAACUUUUACCAUCAUAUUUCUGGGAUUUUUCUGAUUAAAAUGAGUCCAAACACGACGUAAUUCGCAACAUAUUUACUUGUAACAACUUAUUAUGUAGCAUAUAUCGUAGAACAAUUACUAAAAAACAUAAAUGGUAAAUAUCGUCCGAAUUAUAUCGUUUUUGGUUUCAUUUUAAUCAGAAUGAAACCAAAUACGGUGUAAUUCGUAACAUAUUUACUUGUAACAGCAUUGUGUAACAUUAUGUACCAUUAUGUAUCAUUUAUCGUAGAAUAAUAACUAAAAAAAGGUGAAUGGUAAAUAUCGUCCGAGUUAUAUCGUGUUUGGUCUCAUUUUAAUCAGAAAAAUGUCAGGAAUAUGAUGAUAAAAGUUUCACAACAAAAAAGUUUCAUCGUUGCAUUACAUUGUGUCACCGACAUAUCUCGGUGUUUUUCGCUCCGUCCUCUUCUUUACUCGCUGCCCUUGUCUACGUUCGACACUCCUGCAGCAAACAUCAAAGAAUAUACGAAGUCUGCCAUAAAUGCACUAGUUUAAUCCCGAGGUAUAUCUCAAGAGGUUGAUCUCCCAUUGGGGGAGCUGGUUUCUGUGCACUUAUCGUGGACAAAUCUGUGCGUCUAACGAGACAUUACUGUAUACAGGGUGUCCCAAAAAUGGUGGAGGUCCUUGAAAGGGAUAAUUCAGGGGGUGAUUUGAAACAACUUUUUCCUUAAUGAAAAUGUUGUUUCAAAUCAGCUCCCGAACCACCCCUUUCAAGGACCUCCAACAUUCUUGGGACACUCUGUGUAUAUUCUUUGUUUUCUCAACGAGAUCGCGUAUGAAUAUUUUAUAGAGAUGAUUUAAAUAAAGAUUUAUUUUCUAAGAAACUUCAAGUAUAUUAAUUCGGACGUUUGCACGUUACAUAUAUAGAAACGAAAUAAUAUUCAAGUAAAUAUUUAUUCUCGGACGAUAUAUGAGUUCAUUGUGGUACAGUGUACGAUUAUUUAUUGAUAGGAGAAAAACGAAUGUGAGUGUAUUUAUGAGGUACAGGUUUCAGUGGCUGCAGCGAGCGCACUCGUGCAAUGUCCUGCCAAUGCAAUUAAUAUUCAAGUAUUAUACACGUAUACAUAUAUAUAUAUUUAGGAAAUAUUUAACGGCGUAUCAAAGAAAGUCGAUCAAGAAUCGCGUAGGUUUACGGUAAUGUAAUCAUGCUGUAAAACUCUUGUCGCUCCCCCACAGCUGAAUCGAAGAAACUUGGCUGAGGGCUGUCAUUUUUUAUUUAUUCAUUGUUAAUUAACCUUGUCGCGUUGAAUCAGUCGACGGAAGAUUUUAUUUACAUCUUGUAUAUUCUAUUAUUUUCAUUAGUAUCGAUUAUUUGUUUUUUCUUUAUUUAUAAAAGGAAGUAAUUUAAUUUUCAAUAACGUCGACUCGAGAAGAGAGCCUGAUUUGUGGAACGACAACAUUUUUACACCAGUUCGACGUAGGAACAAUAAAUAAUUACGCAAUAAAUUGUAAAGCUUGAGAAGUUAGAGGUAGAACGACUCUUCAGCCGUCGAUUCGCUCGAAUAAAGAUAUUAUUUGCGAUUGAACAAAGUGAUUGAACAUAGAACUUUGAUUGGUCGACAAUCAGCCGAUUAAAAAAAUAAAUGGUAAAAUAACAAACUAUUUUCAAUCGCAUGUACUGUAUUUACUCGAUUUGUAUCGCAAGCUAGUUGCCGCUCGUCACGUAAAAAAUAAAACAUAUUUUAUCAUCGCUAAAUAUUAACGAUUAAGGUGAAAUUAUUCUGAUCGAAGCGAUUACGAUCCAUUUAUUUUUUAGGCAACGUGGCUCAAUUGUUCAGCACGACGCUCUCAAGCGUUUCGGUAUCUGCGAUUCGAUGCGAGUAUAAAAGUUUUAUAAUAAAACACAAGCAUGCGACUGCGCAUUCACCUUGCGCAAAAGCGACGCGUUCACAUUGCGCACGCGUGCUCGAAAGUUUCGAUCGAACGUUUUGUGAUUACUUUUCCACGAUUGUACUUUCGCCUUGUUCGCACUAAGACUAUCGAUCGGUCCAUCGACGAUGGAUCCAGGGAACGAUGAUCAUGCAUACGCUUUGUACGUUUCGCUAGAAGUAGUAACGCAUCGAAGUUGCAAUCAAUAAAUUUCGAUGAGA
Messenger RNA from Hylaeus volcanicus, 11373 nucleotides. RefSeq names its product S phase cyclin A-associated protein in the endoplasmic reticulum (gene ssp3). The record is from RefSeq and is a predicted model, not a curated record. Lineage: Eukaryota; Metazoa; Arthropoda; Insecta; Hymenoptera; Colletidae. The transcript is spliced from 14 exons. Bases 465 to 5492 code for a protein of 1675 amino acids.